This is a messenger RNA of Empidonax traillii (willow flycatcher), 1679 nucleotides long. RefSeq names its product globoside alpha-1,3-N-acetylgalactosaminyltransferase 1-like. Bases 253 to 1284 code for a protein of 343 amino acids. The transcript is spliced from 7 exons. Gene Ontology annotation, biological process: carbohydrate metabolic process. NCBI's taxonomy places the organism in Eukaryota, Metazoa, Chordata, Aves, Passeriformes, Tyrannidae. Gene Ontology annotation, molecular function: globoside alpha-N-acetylgalactosaminyltransferase activity. The record is from RefSeq and is a predicted model, not a curated record. Gene Ontology annotation, cellular component: Golgi apparatus; vesicle; membrane.
UAACCCCGGAGUCCGGCAAGGGAAACUCCUCCUCGGCACAGAUGGAGCCCUUCCCACGGAUAUCUUCUCUUUCUCCACGUUCUGGACGGCACUGCACUCACAGCUCGCCACUUCAGCUCUAGGAAUCUGAAAACACAGGUUUGGAAAUCUGAAAUAGUCGAUCUGCAAAGAACAUUUUGCACGGAGUGGUCUACAAGUGAGAUUGAAAACUGCUGGAAGUCAGAAGCUGCCCUUCCUUCUACUCUAGAAGACAUGAUUUCCAGGAAGGUGGUGGGAUCUCUUGUCUGUCUGGUUGUUGUUACUGCAGUUAUCUGGAUUACAGCUUGGAGGGGAAAAGUGCACUACCUUCCCUACUACCUUCCUUGCCCUGAAAUCUUCUCCAUAAAACUCCAAUAUACAGAAGAGAAGCUAAUCCAGCUUUUCCCCCAAUUAUUUUAUCAGCAGCCAAGAGUGCUGGCGCCAAAGCGCCAGGAUGUGCUGACGGUCACACCAUGGCUGGCCCCCAUCGUCUGGGAAGGAACCUUCAAUCCUGAGGUGCUGGACAGUGCCUACAGGCCACUGAACCUCAGCAUUGGGGUGACAGCCUUUGCCGUCGGAAAGUACACGAGGUUUGUGCGGCGCUUCGUGGAGUCGGCAGAGGAGCACUUCAUGAAAGGCUACCGGGUGAACUAUUACAUCUUCACUGACAGCCCCCAGGCGAUGCCCAGUGUCCAGCUGCAGCCUGGACGGAGGUUCGUCCUUGUGCCCAUCAAGAAAUACCCCAGCUGGCAGGAGAUCUCCAUGCGCAGGAUGGAGGCCAUCAACAGGCACAUAGCCGAGGUGAGCCACAGGCAGGUGCAGUACCUGUUCUGCCUGGACAUCGACAUGGUGUUCCACAACCCCUGGGGGCCCGAGACCCUGGGGGACACAGUGGCAGCCAUACACCCUGGCUAUUUCAACGUGCCUCGAAACCAGUUCCCCUACGAGAGGAGGAGCUCCUCAGCAGCCUUCAUCCCUGCUGGGGAAGGGGACUUCUACUACGGAGGGGCCGUGUUUGGAGGGCUGGUCAGGAAGGUCUACGAGUUCACCAGGACUUGCCACAUGGCCAUCCUGACGGACAAAGCCAACGGGAUCAUGGCGGUCUGGCAGGAAGAAAGUCACCUCAACAGGCACUUCCUCUCCCACAAACCCUCCAAGGUGCUUUCUCCAGAGUAUUUAUGGGAUGACAGGAAGCCAAAGCCCCCUGAGAUUCACCUUGUACGUUUUUCCACAGUGGAUAAGAACUACAGAGAGAUACGAGAUUGACCAUCUGAUGCCUGCAGAGGUGUCCUCCCCACAGCCAAACCCACCAAAAUGAACUCACACAGAACAUGCCCCCCCAUGAAUUUUUGUUCCCAGUAUGAACAAAAUGAGAAAGGACCGUGUGGACGGUUUCCCCGGAGAGAACAGGAGUCUGUAUGCAUUUCAGAAGCAGCAGACAAAGUGUAGAUGAGACUGGAAAGGUUUCUAGGUUCCUAAUCUUUGUAAAUACAAGCAUCCUGCUUGAGGCUGCAGCACCCACAAAGGCAUCCAAAAGGCCAGUUUUCCAAAGCAAGGCUGCAGAUGCCUUUGCCUGAGUGUUUUCCUGAGGCCCAGCAGAAACUUAACGAGAUCAAAAUGGUAUUUGACAUGCCUGUGGAGAAAAUCUAGAGAAAAAGAAU